Armigeres subalbatus is the source of this 1198-nucleotide messenger RNA. RefSeq lists its product as uncharacterized. The transcript is spliced from 3 exons. Bases 32 to 658 code for a protein of 208 amino acids. NCBI's taxonomy places the organism in Eukaryota, Metazoa, Arthropoda, Insecta, Diptera, Culicidae. The record is from RefSeq and is a predicted model, not a curated record.
AGCGUUUUUCGAGCGAAGUAAAUCAAGAAUAAUGACUCCUAUACUAGCUGCCACCCUAGACCGUAUUGGACUAAGCGACCGAAAUGCAAUGUAUGUUAUUUCUGCGGUUUUAACAAGUGCUGGACUAAACUUAGACGAUUUUACCGUUAGCAGACAAACAAUCUCAAGGGCCCGUGCAGAAUAUCGCGAAGAGAUUGCUCAAAAUAUCCAAAGCAAUUUUGAUCUGAAUGGACCACUUGUUGUACAUUGGGAUGGAAAGCUGCUUCAAGAUCUCACAGGUACUGACAAAGUAGAAAGAUUGCCAGUUUUGGUAUCCUCUGGGGCAAAUGUUCAGCUGCUUGGAGUCCCAAAAUUGUCUUCUGGAACUGGUGAAAGACAGGCAAACGAAGUUUGCAAAUUGAUGAAUGCAUGGGAACUAAGCGAUCGCAUCUGUGCAAUGGGAUUUGAUACAACAGCAGCAAAUACAGGAAUCAAAAAAAGCGCUUGUACCCUAAUCGAGAAGCGGAUUGGCAGAGAUCUUUUAUGGCUGGCGUGUAAGCAUCAUAUUGCCGAAGUUUUGAUGACAACAGCUUGGGAAAAACUAUUUCCUUCAAAAGGCCCUUCUUCAAGUAUUUUUAUAAAAUUUAAAUCGGCAUGGCCUACUGGAUCAAUCCUUUGAUGAAAAUAUGGUAGACGAAAACAUUAUUGAGAUCCUUGAUGAUGAAACACAACACAACACAAUCUUGUAAGGGUGAUGAAGUAAGAAAAAUAAAAUUGAAAGUAUCUACGAUCGAUAAGUUGACUUCUUGUACGCUUUCGGAUUUUGUUUCUCAAAAUACGAUGAUUUUUUUUGAAAUUUCUGGAAUAUCUGCAAAUUUUCUCAAAGAAGAUCCUAGUAUAUGGGAUGAAUUGGAAGAAUUUGUUGAAAGUAGAAAUAAAAUUAAUUCAUUUUUGGUAGUGAAUGACUGUGCUGAAAGAGGCUUAUUCGUUGUUUGGAUAUAUAACUUGUUGGUUGUAAAAAGAAAUAUAAAAUAUCUAGUUUGAGUUUUCGCCAAAAAAUUAGUUAGGGUCCAGCUCGGGUUUAAGACUGCAAAAAUUGUCGGGUACGGGUCGAGUUCGGGUUUGAUAAGAUUUUUCAUUCCGGGUUCGGGUCGGGUCCGGGUUCAAAAUGAAUUUCUAAAUCGGGUACGGGUCGGGUUCGGGUUUACAAAAUGUGAAA